Messenger RNA from Impatiens glandulifera, 2349 nucleotides. RefSeq lists its product as uncharacterized. The coding region runs from base 1 to 2349 and encodes 782 amino acids. The record is from RefSeq and is a predicted model, not a curated record. The transcript is spliced from 6 exons. Lineage: Eukaryota; Viridiplantae; Streptophyta; Magnoliopsida; Ericales; Balsaminaceae.
AUGGUGGGUGAAUCCAUCGUAGCAACCGUCAACGGAAUGAAGUUCUCAUUCGAUGAAGCAGUUUAUGCGGAGUUCUUUGAACUUCCGACGGAGGGGCACUUAUUCGACCUGAUCCUUUCUUCAGAAAUCAUGGAGGAGAUGAAGAGAACCAUUUCUGCCGAUGGUUCGAUAAUCCAUGUAAAUGGACUCAAGAAGGCGUUCAAACCGCAUUUCAUUCUACUGAACGACGUGGUGGCAAAGAUCAACUCUCCAAAAGUAUAUACUGCCCUUAUAGUGGCUAACACACUGAUGAGGUUGAAGAACAACCUUGAAUCUGCAUCUGGUGCUUCUAGUUAUCAAACUGGUGGAAAACCUUCUACCCGAUCCAAACCUUCUGCUUCUGUUAUGUCAACAGGGGCAAAGAGAACGAAAACGCUUCCUGCUGAGCUUUGUAAGAAACCUCAAUCUGCGUUUGAACUGAUGCGUUCCAGAAGACAGACAAGUGGAAUCGUGAUCGGUGAACCUAGACCUACUCCAAAACCCGUAGAGGUUGUUGGAAAAGGAAAGAAAAUCGCAACUCAAGCUCCCGAAAAGGUAUCGGAGGCAACAUGGAUUGUUGACCUCAUCUUAGAGCAAGUUAAAGUUAUUACGGUUGAGAAACUGGAGAUUUAUGAAUCUUGGUCCAUGGAGAGACUGUCAUCCAAGUAUAAUGAAUCUUUGCCAAACUCUGCUAUAACAAAAGAAUGGAAGAAGCGGGUGGCAAACGAAAAGAAAGUUCUGAAAUGGACAAGAACUUCAGAGGUUGCUGAGUCUCUUAAGAGAAAUGAUUUAGUGGAAGUUUGUCUGUAUGAAAAAGCUCUUUUCCCAAUCUUCGAAGCUAGGAAAGCUAAUUUCAAUUCUGCUGAGAAAGGAUCUGAAGUGGAAAUGAAAGUUUUGAAGAAGCUAAACGAUAUCUUGGACAGUUACGUCUCUGUAGCUUCUCGACACAUUCAUGGCGCCGAUUGCUCUGGCGCAGAACCUCUCAAUGAUGAUGAAGCUAUGGAUAUUCUAGAUGCUGAGAAUGAUGCUGAUGAGCUAGAUGCUGAUCAAAAUGCUACAUAUAAGAAGCCCCGUCUAUUUCCCGACACCAUUGUGGGAAAUGUUCACGAAAACAUCAAUAUUCCUAUUCACUACUCUGGAAAUAUGUAUGAGAGAUUUCAGAGAGUUGAAGAUGAAAUAGCUGAAGAAGAGCGAGAUGAAGCUGCUAAGAAAGCCGAAAUGAAUCAACCGGAGCAAUCCUUGCAGAUUCACACAAACUUUGAGUCAAUUCAGAGCAUGGCAGUAGAGUUUGAAGAGAUCUCAUCUCAUGAAGAGUCCUCUGCCGGAGGAAACAAGGUGUUAAGAUCUAUAAGGUCUAUGCUCUCAUCGAUUCAGAAGACCAUGACACAGGCCAUGAACUCGAAGGAAGAAGAAAGAGAGGGAUUUAACAAGAUUAUCAAGGUCCUUACUAAAUUGGACAACACUUUGAAGAAGAACACAUAUGAGACUCAUGUCGCAAAUCUAAACUUCUCAAAGUUUGAAAAGCAACUCUUUAGCCGUCAAACUGAAUUACUGGACAUUGAAAGGCAAUUCAAUGAUGAACGUCACAAGGAGACCUUAGAAGAAUUUUGUCUAGUGAAGAAUCACUGGGCGGCGGCGGCAGAGGAGAUUCUUCAAGUUUCGGCGGCGGCAGAGGGCGAUUCUUCAAAGGCUACGGUGGUCUUCGGCAGGGCGGCACCGCAAGGUCUUCGGUGGUCUUCGGCAGGGCGGCGGCGCAAGGUCUUCGGUGGUCUUCGGCAAGGAGGCGGCGCGGCGUCUUCCCAUACUGAUGCCAAACUUGAUGAGCUGACAAAGGAUGUAAAUGAGAUUAAAACUGAAGUCAAGCUCAUUAAGGAGAAUCAACAAUUUAUAAUAACAUUAUUGGGUGAAAUAAAGGAACAAAAGAAUAGUGGAGGGGAAGAAAAAGAAGAGGCAGGUACUAGUGCACUUGAUACUGAGAAGAGGACGAGGACGAAGACGAAGAAGAAGAAUAAUGAUGUUGCACUUGAUACUGAGAAGAGGACGACGAAGAGGAAGAAUGAUGAUGUUGCACUUGAUAAUGAGAAGAGGACGAAGAGGAAGAAUGAUGAGGUGAUGAACAAGUGGAAUAAUGAUGAGGAGAUGAAGAAGAGUAAGUACGAUGAUGUUGAUGAGAUUAAGAGAAAGAAGAAUGAGAGAAAUGAGAGGCAGGAGAGGCUGACGAACUUGGCAAAGAAGAGGAAGACUGAUGAGUUGGCCAAGAAGAGGAAUACGGAUGAUGAGUUGGCCAAGAAGAGGGAGUUGGCCAAGAAGAGGAAGUCGAAAAAGGUAUAA